Molecule: messenger RNA, 1252 nt
Organism: Arachis duranensis
Lineage: Eukaryota; Viridiplantae; Streptophyta; Magnoliopsida; Fabales; Fabaceae
Product: transcription factor bHLH79
Exons: 6
Coding region: 230-997 (255 amino acids)
Biological process (GO): regulation of DNA-templated transcription
Cellular component (GO): nucleus
Molecular function (GO): DNA-binding transcription factor activity; protein dimerization activity
Source: RefSeq, a predicted model, not a curated record
UGUCCGUGUCCUUGACCGUCACCGUCACCGUCACCGUUACCGUCACCGUCAUCCCCGCUCUUUCACUAACUCGCUCAAAAUCAAUAAAUUACUUAGUAGCAACCACCAACACUCCCUCAUUCAGUCUCUUCAAGUAUUCAUUCAUAAUUCUAAUUAUUAUAUUAUUCCUAAACACUUGAAUGAGAAACAAGAAAUCGUUAGAAUUGAAAUAAUUGUAAUAAUAAUAACAAUGGAAGGUCCUGUCAUCAACGAGUCCACAUUCUCCUCCGCCAACCCUUCCUCUUACUCUCUCUCUGAGAUUUGGCCCGCCACCGCAACCACCUUCACUCCCAUCCACAACCAUAAGAGGAAGGAAUCAUCCCCCUCCUCCUCCACCACCACCGCCACCGCCAAUCACUUGAAUGAUUCGUAUGGCAAUAAGCAUAGGAAACUGGAAGGAUCCUUCCAGGAGGAAAACCGUGCUGGCGAUUCAAAAGCCGAGGUAGGUGCCAGUUUAGUUGCCGGUAACAAGUUAGCUCGGCAAGGUGGUGGUGGCGGCGGCGGCGGCGGCGCUGCUAAGCCUUCUUGUGAGCAACCGCCUAAACAAGACUACAUCCAUGUGAGAGCCAGGAGAGGCCAGGCUACCGAUAGCCACAGUCUCGCUGAGAGAGCCAGGAGAGAAAAGAUUAGUGAGAGGAUGAAAAUUCUUCAAGAUUUAGUCCCUGGAUGUAACAAGGUAAUUGGCAAAGCACUUGUGUUAGAUGAGAUAAUCAAUUACAUACAGUCGCUGCAGCGUCAGGUUGAGUUCCUUUCAAUGAAGCUUGAAGCAGUUAAUUCAAGAUUGAACAUGAAUUCUGUUGUUGAAUGUUUUCCUUCAAAAGACGUUCAGGUUGGUAAUCAGCCAUUUGAUAUUGCCGGAAUGAUAUUCGGAUCACAAGCAACCAGGGGGUAUGCACAGGGAUCACAAUCUGGAUGGCUGCAUAUGCAAUUAGGAGGUGAUUUCGAUAGAGUGGCAUAAUUUAAAGGAGAUUCAUUGGGAAUGAGAGAUCAAAUAGUGUGGUUGGUUUUCCUUUUAUCCAUUUAACAACCCAGUCAAUUGGUGCAGAGUGCCGUAGGUCUGUACGUCCAUUCUCAUAGUAUGAUGUCUUUUGUAGGAAGUGUAUCUAAUCUUCAUGUGCAACAUCUGAUAGGCAACUCAAAUAAUCUUUAAGUGUGUAUUGUUGUCUCAAAUAAUCUGAUGUGAAUGAGAGUAACUUCUCUUCUUAUUUUCUAU